AUGCCCAGCGAAUUUCAGAGCUACGGAAUCGACGACUUCAUGGAGCUUUUCAUGCCCAACAACCACCUCGCCGCCCUUGAGCCACUCCUCAAAGACCUGAAGAAACAAAAGGUCCUCGCACCGCGUGUCCGGUCUGGUGUUCGAACCACUUCCCCAUCAACCGGCCGUCCCGUCUACUCUCAUUCUCUCAGGACGUUCAAGACAUCCUUUGGUUCCUCUACGAUCAAUCCAAAACGCGUUCUCAAAUCGCUUCAAACCGCCUGGAACGCCGUUCGUCGGUCACUUCACCGAGCAAAGUCUGCUCCAGUCAACGCGUGUUCCAUCAGUCUAAAUGGGAGUCUUGGUGGCUGCGUUACCACCAGUCCCGAAGGUCCUAGGGAAUCCACCAAUGUCGUGAUGCCGCUGAGGUUCAUAACGAGAGAUCCGGAUCACGAUGAUGAACGCGAGAUAUCGCCCGGGUUCAUCGCGGACAUCGAGUCGAUCAUGAAGGAAGAUGCUCGCCGGACAUUUGUUCGUGGGAUUACCAUCGAAAACGACAUGCUUUCACUCUGGUAUGCAUCUCGAUCACAUACAGCACAAUCUGUUCCAUUCAGUAUGGUCAAUCACCCGGAUCUCGUUGUCGCGGCGUUCGCCUCUCUCAUAUGCGCGACGCCCGCUGGCCUGGGCUAUGACCAGAAGGUCACCCUGUUAUCAGACCAGACGUACGUCUACGAGCUUCCCCCAGAUACGGAAAGGACGACCCCCGCCUAUUUUAAGACAAUCCACCUACUCUCUGACCGCGAAGCCUCAAUACACAGAGCUCGCGUUUGGCGCGUGAAACGCGUCGUCUCCAAUUCCGAUCUGCGACGAGUACCUGGAACCCGUGACGAAGUGCUGAAGGACGUCUAUGUCGAUGAGCACGCGAAGACCGAAGCAGAUAUCCAGGAUGACCUGUUCCACGACAUCGCUUCAUUCGCGCGCAACGAGGACUGGCGCAGCCAUGUCCUCUUAAAGGACCUCGAGAAAGAGGACCUUGACCCGUUGGAAUCAGCCUUGGAGGGGGAGAACUUUAAGCACCUCUUCCUGCGCAUCGUUGCAAAACACCUUAACGAACCAGGAGAUCCGCUGUUAUCGGGAAAAGGGAAUCGUAGGCGUCGGUGUCAGUUUGUCUACGAAGAUGUCGCCACUGCCCUUUAUAACAUCCCCACACUUGGCGAGGCCAUCGAAGUGAUCAAGCACUGCGUCCUUGCCCUUAGGCUUAUGUUCUGUGCCGGAUGGGUGCAUCGAGACGUCAGUCCAGGCAACAUUCUUGCCGUGAAGCUUGAUUCGACCUCAGGAUGGAAGGUGAAGAUAUCGGACCUCGAAUAUGCGACCAGGUUUCCCCGCCAGUCGAGUUCUGAGGUGACCGGAGAUGAUCACAUUCGGGGAACGCCCUCAUUCAUGGCAUGCGAGGUUCAACGGGGGUCAUACUGGAAGGAGUCAAAACCGACGGGGGGUCGUAGGGGUCGGCAGAAGCAAUCGUCGACUGAAGAUGCACCGACUCACCCCGUUAUCCAUAGUUAUCAGCACGACCUCGAGUCUCUUUGGUGGAUCAUCCUCUGGCUCAUCGCGAUGAGAAGGCGGGAUGGCGCUGAUUCUCGAGCGCUCACAGAGCACCUAUUCCAGCAGACAAUGGACACCGGCUACAUCUCGAUGAGAUGGCUCUUUUUCAAAGAGGGACUCGAUGAACUCAGCACAGCCUGGUGGGCCAGCUUUCCUUCAAUAUUGAAGGACGACUUUCUACCCCACCUGGAUGACCUUCGAGGGGAGUUGUUGGCGUCGUAUACGCAGCGCAACGAGGCCAACAGCGUAAUGGAUGUGGAGUCGUACUCUUGGGUCAUUGGCGUUCCCCUAACAUUGUUCUUCGCCAUUGUUGACCAAACACGUGCGCAAUGGGGUGGUAUCGAGAUGGACCUUCGCGACGCACCAACCGACGACUCGCCUCCCACGCCUGCCCGAGAACAGGACGUUCACCCGUUACCACCACCCUCACACCAAGCCUAUCAUGUCGCAGCCAGGAAACCAAAGUUAACGAUAGGUAGACCUGCGGUUGAAAGGACUGAAGGCCCGCGAACCAGAUCGAUGACCAAGCGCAUGGCUGAAAAUCAGCUCGAUGCUUCGCGCGGUAAUCGUUCCAAGAGGCCCACCCGAUAUAUGUAA
Messenger RNA from Coprinopsis cinerea okayama7#130, 2178 nucleotides. RefSeq names its product other/FunK1 protein kinase. The record is from RefSeq and is a predicted model, not a curated record. Lineage: Eukaryota; Fungi; Basidiomycota; Agaricomycetes; Agaricales; Psathyrellaceae. The transcript is spliced from 6 exons. Bases 1 to 2178 code for a protein of 725 amino acids.